AUGGUUGGUCCAUCUUUCGGCGGGCGCCGGGAACAAUAUAAACCCCGUGCGGACGGUCCUUUCAAUCAACAAGUCGGAUAUCGACCAAAUUAUUCCACCAACGGACCUGGAGGCGAGCCCGGCAUGCGGUACAACUCCCGCAACUGUACCAACCAAAAUCCAAACAAAAACAACCACGGCAGCCAUCACAACCACAAAAACCACAAAAACAAUGGCAACGCCAAUUCCAACAAUCGCAACCCUGGUUACCAUUACCAGGGUGGGCGGAAUUUCCACUCCAACGGGAACCAGGCAGCUGGACUGCCUCGAUUCCCUCGAUCCGGCAAUGCCGAUGAAAGUUACCGGCCUGGUAAUAACUUCCACAGACGAGUACCCCCCUCGGGACCUCGUUCAUACCACGGCCAGGACCAGGGCUACAACCAAAACCACCCCCCUGGUCAACACUAUGGACCCCGCGAGUACCGUCCAAACCAACACGCUCAAAGCCAACAAGGUCCUCGUCAAUACGGCUAUAAAGCCUCCAGCCAUCAAAACGACCAGCAAUUUGAUGGCCUCAAGCAAGGCCCCAAUCGCCGACGUCGUGGUGGCCGCAAUCGUUGUAACAAUCAAAUCCACCCAACGCCAAUGCAACUACCACUUCUACCACCGCUGCCGAUCCCAGAGACAUCAGAUUACAGCUUUACUGACGAUCUUGAACUAUUCGAGGAACCCAUUGAGCCUUUUGUUCCGAUCCUGGGCCCUGAUGGCAUGUACUACGACUGUGACGGGGACGUCAUCAUUGAAGACGCACCUGAAACCGACAUCGUCCAAAUAGUGACCGAAGGCACUGUCGAGAUGGCCAAAAUCACGCAAAGCCUACUCGAAUCCAUCACCACCUGGGGCUGA
Penicillium cinerascens is the source of this 885-nucleotide messenger RNA. RefSeq lists its product as uncharacterized. The record is from RefSeq and is a predicted model, not a curated record. Bases 1 to 885 code for a protein of 294 amino acids. The transcript has 2 exons. NCBI's taxonomy places the organism in Eukaryota, Fungi, Ascomycota, Eurotiomycetes, Eurotiales, Aspergillaceae.